Molecule: messenger RNA, 1136 nt
Organism: Aspergillus pseudonomiae
Lineage: Eukaryota; Fungi; Ascomycota; Eurotiomycetes; Eurotiales; Aspergillaceae
Exons: 1
Coding region: 193-510 (105 amino acids)
Source: RefSeq, a predicted model, not a curated record
GCGUAAUAUAGGACAAGUACUAGUAGUCAAGAAGUCAGAAAAGAAAUCAACACUGCAAAACAACAAAGCCUGUUGACUAGUUCACAAUUUGUUGGACGACUAGCUAUUGCAUUCGCUUCGGAAGCAAUAAUAUUCAGUAAAAAAUGCAGGAAAGACUGUUGGAGGGAGUUGUUCUAUCAUAUCUUCUCUAGGAUGUGCUAUUUAACCUAUUUCCUCCUUCCUAGAACGGUAAUAAGUGUUGUACCUAGCAUAAGAUGUUGCAAGUGUUCGUCAGUGUCCAUGCGUGUACUUUUGGGAGAGUUUAUAUCUGCUCUGGUAGCAUUUGGUCUUCUGUUCGGAGGAUCUCUUUUGACUCUUCGCCGUCAACCGCCGUUGCAGAGAGUUGGUGCUCGAAGUCUAGCAGCUGUUUUCUUGCUGAGUCGUUCACGGACACCAACGGCAGCCACCUCUCCUUCAACUCUGUUUGCAUUGAAGGCCUCGAAUGAUGACCCAAAUACAGAGGGGCCCUGAUUACCUGUCAGCUGGUACAUAUUGUGUGCCUGUGUCAGAACAAGAAUACGCUUUGAGAUCCCUUGUUUCUAUUCCAUAUAUACUUCUCCGGGAUGAUAUACUCCGAUACGACGCCUUUGAUCGUGUAGAUGACUCAACCCCUUUCCCAAUGCACCGUGUGCACGGUGUACAUCAUGCUCUGAAGUUAGCUACCAUUACCUUCAAUAAUGGUUUUUAUUGUUUUAACUUCAUGACAUUGAAGACUCGGUAGAUGGAACGCGGAGCCAUCUGAUAGAAGACCGAAGACACCCGCAUUUUCUCCGUCUCUGAUAUAAAGUCUAGCAUUGACAACUAUUCCUAGUCAUUAGUUAGCAAUUAGUGUACAAAGUGGCUGGAUAUUGUAAAACUCACCUAUAUAAGCAAGGAGUUCAACUAGAUCACGGUUAAAUUUAUCACGUCUUUUUAUCUCCAUGAUUGAGAGGGCACUCGUGCUCUUUGGGGAAUCAUGAUAGAAGAGUAUAUAUAGUUGGUCUAUCCUUCACUUCCUCUUCGUCUCCCAGAUAAGCGAAGUUUCAAAUUGGAGGUUUACUCCAACCGAUUCCGGCUUCUUAUAAGCCCUAUGUCGAAACUGUUGCCUUCGGAACCUC